Molecule: messenger RNA, 1721 nt
Organism: Stylophora pistillata
Lineage: Eukaryota; Metazoa; Cnidaria; Anthozoa; Scleractinia; Pocilloporidae
Product: calcyclin-binding protein
Cellular component (GO): nucleus
Molecular function (GO): ubiquitin protein ligase binding; S100 protein binding; tubulin binding
Source: RefSeq, a predicted model, not a curated record
ACGGCUAAAGACUUCAUGAAAGUUGCUGAUCUCACGAGGUUGAGCCACGAGUUACCAAAGAAGUUCUCUGCAAGGAGGAAUUUUUUUCCAUUAUGGAGAAAAUUCAAGAACUUAAAGAAACGAGAGACGAAAUUCAGAAUCUCUACUCCACUGCAACUCGAGAGCGUGUGAAAAAAGUCCUACAAGACGAGAUGGAACGCGUAGAACGAGAAAUCGAAACUGAAGAAAAGAGCGCAGCGAAGCCCGCCUUUAAGAAACCGCAAGUCACCUUGACUAAAAUCACGUCGUACGCUUGGGAUCAAUCGUCGAAAUUCGUGAAAAUUUACAUCAACUUGGAAGAAGUGGAAACUCUUCCUGAAGAGAACGUCUCCACGAAAUUUACCUCCAAGUCAUUGGAGUUGAAAGUACUUGGUUUGAAAGGCAAGAACUAUCAUUUUCAGAUAGUCAAUCUGUUGCAUCCUAUUCUUCCCGAAUCCAGCUCGGUGAAAGUCAAAUCUGGACGCGUGACUCUCCUUUUGAAGAAGGACAAAGACGAAAAUUGGUCAUGUUUGACUGUGACAGAGAACUUGAAGAAAAUGAAAGAGCAGCCGAAAUUGGACGAUAAAAAGGAUCCAGGAGAAGGAAUAAUGGACCUGAUGAGAAAAAUGUACGAUGAAGGAGAUGAUGAAAUGAAGAGAACCAUAGCAAAAGCGUGGACGGAGUCAAGAGAAAAACAGAAUACAUUCGAUCCGUUGUCCUAGGCUGUAUUUUUGACUCAAGUAUGUAAUCUUGAUUACAUAGUUCUAGACUGGAUUGUUUUGUUAGAGACAAUUUUGAGUACUUUUGUUUUGUAAUGAGCCCAAGCUCAGCAUGGAACUUUUUUAUAACCACACUAGCGCUCAGAUAUGCUUUGCAAAUGAAGCUGUCGAGAAACUCUGAAAAAAAGUUCUUCUUGUGUUCAUAAUUAUCCUGAUUUAAAAUAUUUGUGAAUGCUCCUAGUACUGAUCAUGUGUUAGUACAUGUACCCGUACCAAAAUCCAGGCAAACUGUUAGGUUCUUCUCUGAUAAUGCAACCUUACCUUAAUUUGUGUUGGUUUACUUAUUAGAUGCCACCUGAGAAUAAAUACGUGUACUAAGAGUUGCCUUUUCCCACUGUGUAGAAGUUUCAGAGAGAGUUUUUAACAAAUAGAUCACAGAUAACUUCAAAUGUGGUUAGAAUAAGAAAGUGGCACAUAAGGCUCUGCCAAGUAUGUAGCUGAUGCUUACCAUAUUUUGAAGUCUUCUGUGUACUGUAACUGAACAGAUGCACAGUGACAUGGAAUGUAUUGGUUUUCAAUAAUAUUAGAUCAGCAAAAAGUUGUUGAUGGUGAUGUUAUCAAAGCACCUGUCCUCUAGUAGAUCAUAGGUAAGAACCAAUCAAUAUGCACGCAUGCAUUAGUCAGAAUAUCAUCUGAAUAGUUACAAUGUAUUUAUCUGUGAGAGCUCAUUAAGUGUUGAGAUUAUGAUCUGAGAUUAGUCACCUACAUUCCUUUAGGAAUGAUUACCUCAAGAUCAUUGAAGAGCCCAACACAAACUUAAGGGUUUUUUUUUGUCAGUUCAAAAGAUCACAACAAAAUGGUAAUAACUGUUAAAUUCUGUGUAGGUAGUUGUCAGUCAGAUAAAAGUAAAAUAAACGUCUUCAUUUUGUUAUUGGUAGAGUAGAAUGGUCUUAAGAGAAGUAAAAAUGUUACAGCCUGUGUUGA